AAGGAGCUGGAGAAUGACGUGUUUGUAGAGGGAGAAGAACCAGUGAUGCACCAGCGCAAAUUGUCAUCUAGCUCUGUGUUUAAUGGUGCAGCCUUCAUGUCAUCCAAGUUGAAGAUUAUAGAGGAUUUCAAACGAGACACACACCCUGAUAAAGUGAAUCUUGCUGGGAGAGAGUAUGUUGGAGAGCAAGGACACACCACAUGGCUUCCUCUUGUACGCAAAAUUAAACAGCAAAUUGCCACAGACCCGACUCUAACCCCAGAGUACCCACCCAUCCUUGGAAUCCCAGAAUUCACCAGGAGGGCAACUGAACUUGCAUUAGGCAAAGAUAGCCCCGCCAUUAUUGAAAGCAGGGUGUUUGGCAUCCAAACCGUUGGAUGCACUGGAGCAGUGCGUCUGGGUGCCGAGUUGCUGAGAUCCUGGUACCGUUCAAAUUCUUCCUGGAGUGGACCCAUUUUGCUCCCCAAUACCUGUGAUGAUUCACUGACAGGCACAUUUAAGGCAGCAGGGAUUGAUGAUGUGCAACAUUAUCGGUACUGCAAUGCAGAUUCCAAUGGACUGUGUGUGGAAAACAUGGUGCAAGACUUGGAGAAUGCUCCAGAGCACUGUGUGGUGGUUCUGUUUGUUUCAGGCCACAACCCCACUGGUGCUGAGCUCUCCCAGGAGGACUGGAAACGUGUUGCUGAGGUCAUGGUGAGGUGCCAGUUGUUUCCAUUCUUCUUGAUGACUGGCCAAGGCUUGAGCAGUGGUUCUCUUGAGCAAGAUGCCUGGCCUCUUCACCACUGUGUGUCUUUGGGGCUUGAGCUCCUCUGCGCUCAAUCUUUUUCACACAAUUUUGGCAUUUAUGGUGAGAGAGUGGGGCAUCUUCUCUGCGUAUUAAAGCAGAAUGUGUUGGCUGUACAAUCUCAAGCUGAGAAGCUUGUGCAAACACUUUGGUCCUGCCCACCAAUAGAAGGUGCCAGAGUGGUUGCCACCAUUCUAAGUAACCCUGCUCAUCUGGUAGAGUGGCAGGAGAGUGUGAAGGCCAUGGCUGAACGCUGCAUGCUUAUCCGAGAACAUUUACGUGAGAGACUGAGGCUUUUGGGUGUUCCGGGGUGUUGGGACCACAUAAUAAAACCGGGAGGGUUUUAUUGCUGUUUUGGACUCAGUGUUCAACAGGUUGAGUUUCUGGUUCAGAAGAAGCACAUCUACUUAUUACCAAACGGGUGUUUUAAUAUUAGUGCAAUUAAUAGUCGUAACCUGGACUAUGUUGCUGAAUCCAUCCAUCAAGCCUUGAGUGCUGGACUUUGAUCUCAGAUCAAACUCUUCAUCUGAAAUAUUCUUUUCAUCAUCUUUUUUUUUCAUUGAAUCGACAGUAGGUAUAAUUUACAUGUUCAAACAGGAUUCUCAGCACACAAAAUCUUUUAAUGUUAAGCUUAACUUUUAAUGAAGGCUAUAAUAUAGACAGAGCUGCAAUAGACAGUCCCUGUAACAAACAAUGAGAAAUAAAUGAACACUUCAUUUCACCCACAGCAUUUUGUGAUGGCACCUAUUA
This is a messenger RNA of Danio aesculapii, 1534 nucleotides long. RefSeq names its product glutamic-oxaloacetic transaminase 1 like 1 (gene got1l1). Gene Ontology annotation, molecular function: L-aspartate:2-oxoglutarate transaminase activity; pyridoxal phosphate binding. Gene Ontology annotation, biological process: L-aspartate biosynthetic process. The record is from RefSeq and is a predicted model, not a curated record. The coding region runs from base 46 to 1290 and encodes 414 amino acids. The transcript is spliced from 8 exons. Gene Ontology annotation, cellular component: cytosol. Lineage: Eukaryota; Metazoa; Chordata; Actinopteri; Cypriniformes; Danionidae.